AUGGAGGGCCGGGUGCUUUUCAUCGGGGGCAUACCCAGGGACAGCCCCGCAGAGGGCGCCGCCGCCGCGAUCCGCCGCCUGUGCCCCCAGGCCACCCACGUAGCCCUGAAGGACCCCCACCGCGGCUGGGCGCUCGCGGCUUUCAGGGGCACGGCCGCCGCGGGCGAGGCCGCCGCGGCGCUCGGCGCGGCGGCGGCGGCGGGGUUGCCCGAGCUCGGGGCGGCGCUGACG
Monoraphidium neglectum is the source of this 231-nucleotide messenger RNA. RefSeq lists its product as hypothetical. The record is from RefSeq and is a predicted model, not a curated record. NCBI's taxonomy places the organism in Eukaryota, Viridiplantae, Chlorophyta, Chlorophyceae, Sphaeropleales, Selenastraceae. The annotation marks the transcript as partial. The transcript has a single exon.